This is a messenger RNA of Parnassius apollo (apollo), 579 nucleotides long. NCBI's taxonomy places the organism in Eukaryota, Metazoa, Arthropoda, Insecta, Lepidoptera, Papilionidae. The record is from the annotation of a GenBank genome assembly.
AUGAAAGAUCAGGGUGACUUAUGUUCAAGAUAUAUAAAAAUAUUUAUUGUGGUUUCUUGUUACUGGAUUAUAUCAAUUGCUACAGUAUUUGUAAAUAAAACAUUAUUAAGUAGUGACUCAGUUAAAUUAGACGCCCCUCUAUUUAUUACUUGGUUUCAAUGUGUGGUAUCCUUCGGUAUAUGUUUUAUGUUAAGUAGAACCGGUGGUGUUCCACAUAUAUUCAAUUUUCCAAAAGGUUCACCAUGGAGUUUUAAAGUUGUAAGGGAGGUGAUCCCCCUAUCAAUUAUGUUCACAUUAAUGAUUGCGACGAACAACAUGUGCUUGAAGUAUGUUGGUGUUGCAUUUUACUACAUUGGCAGGUCGUUAACAACAGUAUUCAACGUUGUGUUCAGCUGGAUGCUGCUACGACAAACCACAUCUUGUAGAUGUGUUUUGUGUUGCGCAUGUAUCAUAUUUGGAUUCUACUUGGGAGUUGAUCAGGAGAAUUUAUUGGGUAUGGAGACCGCUGCUUCCACGACAUGGUUCGUUUCAAGAAUUCCGAUCUCAAAAUCGUGGGCUAUGUUACUGAGACAAUUAUAA